UAGGCCUGCAAACCAUCCCUGGACCCAGCCAUGCAGCUGGCCGUGCUGUGCACUGUGUGUCUGCUGCCCGGCAGCCUGGCUCUGCCACUUCCCCCCGAGGCAGGAGGCGUGAGCGAGCCACAGUGGGAACAGGCGCAGAACUAUCUCAAGAGAUUUUAUCCAUACGACUCAAAAACAAGGGAUGCCAACAGUUUAAGAGCCAAACUCAAGGAGAUGCAAAAAUUCUUUCACCUGCCUAUAACUGGGAUGUUAAGCUCUGACAUCAUAAAAAUCAUUCAGAAGCCCAGAUGUGGAGUGCCAGAUGUUGCAGAAUACUCACUAUUCCCAAAUAGGCCAAAAUGGACUUCCAAAGUAGUCACCUACAGGGUCAUAUCAUAUACUCGAGACUUACCCCAUUUCAAAGUGAAUCAGCUAGUGGAAAAGGCCUUUGAAAUGUGGAGCAAAGAGAUCCCUCUGCAAUUCAGGAGAAUUAGAUUGGGAAUUGCUGAUAUCAUGAUUGGCUUUGCAAGAGGAGCUCACGGGGACGCCUACCCAUUUGAUGGACCAGGAAACAUACUGGCUCAUGCCUUCUCACCUGGACUAGGCCUAGGAGGAGAUGCCCACUUUGAUGAGGAUGAACGCUGGACUGAUGGUACCAGUAUAGGAAUUAACUUCCUGUAUGCUGUCACUCAUGAACUUGGCCAUUCUUUGGGCCUGGGUCAUUCGUCUGAUCCUAAUGCCGUGAUGUAUCCAACCUAUGAAGACAGAGAUGCCAAGGAUUUCAAACUUUCACAGGAUGAUAUCGAAGGAAUUCAGAAAUUAUAUGGUAAGAGAAGUGACUGAAGAAUUAGAAACUUCAGGGAGAACACACAUUCAUUCAUUGGAUUCUAUAUCAUUGUUCCUCAACCAGAAUUAAGGACCACUGUUCCUGCACUCCAUUUAGCACUUAUUUCAUCUUUCCUUCUAUUGUGGUUGACUUUUGCAUGUCUCUCUCCCUCUGGAGAUAAGCUCUUUUAUAGCACAAUUGUAUCUUAUUUAGCUAAGCAACUUAUACUUAGAAGAUGUCAAUGAAUGUUAAAGAAACAAAUAAAUAUAAUUUUCAUUUCAUAGUAAAAUGAUUUAUAUUUGGGAGCAC
This is a messenger RNA of Eptesicus fuscus (big brown bat), 1114 nucleotides long. It is a transcript of the gene MMP7, whose product is annotated as matrix metallopeptidase 7. The transcript has 6 exons. Bases 31 to 822 code for a protein of 263 amino acids. Gene Ontology annotation, cellular component: extracellular matrix. Gene Ontology annotation, biological process: proteolysis; collagen catabolic process; extracellular matrix organization. The record is from RefSeq and is a predicted model, not a curated record. Gene Ontology annotation, molecular function: metalloendopeptidase activity; zinc ion binding. Lineage: Eukaryota; Metazoa; Chordata; Mammalia; Chiroptera; Vespertilionidae.